ACGAACAUGACUACUGUGACAACCACCGAAUUCAACAACUUUCAGCUGUAUCAAUAUCGUCUGACCCUCGCAAAACUCAAGGAUCCCCAAUCAAAUUCCUUUCAUUUUGUGGAUAGUACCCGUAUUUGAUUCCCCUCCGUUCUUCGGCUUGCGUUCCUCAUUCGCGCUGUUACCAUGGCUUUCGCAUCCACUUCAAGGCAUCUUCCUCGCGAAUCGGUAUAUCCUACUCCUCCCUCCUCUGAUUACCUCAAUGCCCUAGAAGACUGCGUUCAGGCUACGGAAGCUUGUUCAAGAUCUUUACAGACUGGCCUGGACAGAUUUGAACCUGGAGUCAGAGAUCUGCCUAGGUUGACAAAGAUAUUCAAGCACAAACAUCACUUUUUGGUUCUUCCAGAGCCUACCAUUGCUGCCCAUAAAGCAGCACUUUCACAAUCCUUGGCACCUCAGAUCGAUCAUCUGAUAGCGAAAACCGAUAGCAUGGUAGAUUCUGAAAAGACCAAAGUGGGCAAUCUUGAAGAAAGACUGAGGAUUCUUGAAUCCGCACGUCUGUCUGCUAGCGCAAGCACGAUGCGUACUGUCUCUUCUGGCAGGUCGACUAAAGCUGUCUCAAAUACGUCCGAUGAUACCAGUUCCAAGAUUUCAGAUCUUAACAUGAAGGACCUUAGUAUAUUACAGAGGAAGAAAGUAAUGCAGUUGAAGGCUAAGAGGGACAGACUGGAGAGGGAGAUGGCAAGAUUAGGCAGAUGAUGGUAGGCGUUGAGAAGGUGAUGUGAGCAAGCGGAUUGUUCGUUCCAUCAUGGUGCAUGUAUCAUAUUUAAAAAAUCAC
Cryptococcus deneoformans JEC21 is the source of this 826-nucleotide messenger RNA. RefSeq lists its product as hypothetical. The transcript has 3 exons. Gene Ontology annotation, cellular component: spindle microtubule; DASH complex. NCBI's taxonomy places the organism in Eukaryota, Fungi, Basidiomycota, Tremellomycetes, Tremellales, Cryptococcaceae. Gene Ontology annotation, biological process: attachment of spindle microtubules to kinetochore. The record is from RefSeq and is a predicted model, not a curated record. Bases 175 to 747 code for a protein of 190 amino acids.